AUCCAACCCUCACGCAAAUGACAUAGGGAAAAGUUGCAAAAUCUCUCCUUUCCCUUUCUGGCCGAUUGGGAUCGAGCGUACGAAGUUGCGGGUUGUCGCAAAAUUUCAUCUUUGAUCUUGCAAUUUCCGGGUUCCUUUUUUUUUUUUACAUUCUGCGGAAGGAUCUUGGAAGGCGGAGCUCCGAGGCUCGGUCGUUGGGUUGCUUGGGAGGUGGGCAGCGGCUCGUCGGAUCGGCUAGGACCGGCUCUUGUAAUCAUGAGGAAGGUGGCGGUGACAACGACGGUGGUGUGCGCCGCGGCCGCGUGCGCAGUGGCGGUGCUCGUUGUGCGACACCGCAUGCGGAGCUCGGGCCGGUGGUCCCGGGUCGCUGCGGUGAUCAAGGAGCUUGAGGACCGGGCCGCCACGCCCAUCGGGAAGCUAAGGCAGGUGGCGGACGCGAUGACGGUGGAGAUGCACGCAGGCCUCGCCUCCGAGGGCGGGAGCAAGUUGAAGAUGCUGAUCAGCUACGUCGACAACCUGCCCACUGGGGAUGAGGCAGGAUUGUUUUAUGCUUUAGACCUUGGAGGAACCAACUUCCGAGUACUUCGUGUACAACUAGGAGGGAAGGAGAAGCGUGUAGUCAAGCAAGAAUUUGAGGAGGUUUCCAUACCACCACAUCUAAUGGUUGGAGGCUCAGAUGAACUUUUUGAUUUUAUCGCUUCGGCUUUAGCAAAAUUUGUUGCUUCUGAAGGUGAUGAUUUUCACCUUCCUGUUGAUAGGCAGAGGGAGCUUGGAUUUACCUUCUCUUUUCCCGUGAGACAAACUUCAAUUGCAUCAGGCACUCUAAUUAAAUGGACAAAAGGUUUUAAUAUUGAUAGCACGGUUGGGGAAGAUGUUGUAGCUGAAUUGACUAGGGCCAUGGAAAGACAAGGCCUGGAUAUGCGAGUCUCAGCACUGGUGAAUGAUACAAUUGGGACAUUAGCUGGGGGGAGAUAUUACGAUCGUGAUGUAGUAGCUGCUGUAAUAUUAGGCACAGGUACAAAUGCAGCCUAUGUCGAGCGUGCCAAUGCAAUACCCAAAUGGCACGGUCUGCUACCAAAAUCAGGAGAAAUGGUUAUCAACAUGGAGUGGGGAAAUUUCAGAUCAUCUCAUCUUCCUAUAACAGAUUAUGACCGAGCAUUAGAUGUCGAGAGUUUGAAUCCUGGAGAACAGAUUUUUGAAAAGUUAAUCUCUGGAAUGUAUCUGGGUGAAAUUUUACGAAGAGUGCUCUUAAAAUUGGCUACCGAAACCGCCUUGUUUGGAGAUGCUGUCCCACCGAAACUCGAAACUCCAUUCAUACUCAGGACACCUGCGAUGUCGGUCAUGCACCAUGAUAACUCGCCUGAUCUAAGAGAGGUCGGGACUAAGCUGAAAGAACUCCUGGGGAUUCCUAAUACAUCUCUCAAAACAAGAAAAGUGGUGGUCCAAAUCUGCGACAUAAUUGCCAAGCGCGGGGCUCGCCUGGCUGCAGCUGGCAUAGUGGGCAUUCUGAAGAAGAUCGGGCGUGAUGCUCCGCCAAAGGACGACAGUAAACUUCCAAGGACCGCCAUUGCCAUGGACGGUGGGCUUUACGAACACUACACCAUAUUCAGCGACUGCUUGCAAAGCACCCUUAAGGAGAUGCUUGGGCCAGAAGCCUCAACUGCUAUCGUGAUCAAGCUGGCUAACGACGGGUCAGGCAUCGGAGCAUCUCUCCUAGCAGCUUCUCACUCACAGCAUCUAGUUUUCGAAGAGUCCUAACAAGCAGCAUCUAAAACCUAGCUAAGACGAACCUCGCGCCGCACCGCGCCCUGUUUUAUUUUAAUCUGAAGGAAAUGGUUUAACUUAAUCUUUGAGAUAAGCAUAUGGUAGAGUAGAAACAAGGAGGUGGUCGCCACAAGAAGAGCAAAGACUUGUGAAUCCUGCAAUUGCCAUUGCAGCAGCCCCCAUUUUAGUUUCAUCAUUUCUUUGCUAUUUCCUUUUUUUGCUAUACAAUCACUUCUUUUUGAAGUUCAUGUCAUGUCUCUCGAGUACGACGGUGUUUGUUAUUCUUUUGUUGAGUGGUGUGUUAAGAUGAUCUGAAAACUUCACAGAUCUAUGUUCCAGAC
Zingiber officinale is the source of this 2105-nucleotide messenger RNA. Its product is annotated as hexokinase-2-like. NCBI's taxonomy places the organism in Eukaryota, Viridiplantae, Streptophyta, Magnoliopsida, Zingiberales, Zingiberaceae. Gene Ontology annotation, molecular function: D-glucose binding; ATP binding; glucokinase activity. The coding region runs from base 256 to 1758 and encodes 500 amino acids. Gene Ontology annotation, cellular component: mitochondrion; cytosol. Gene Ontology annotation, biological process: glucose 6-phosphate metabolic process; glycolytic process; intracellular glucose homeostasis. The record is from RefSeq and is a predicted model, not a curated record. The transcript has 9 exons.